UUCCAGUCUCUACGAUCAAAGUACUCCUUGACUUGCGCUCGUCGUGCAGAUGCCAGGUGAAUUGAAACGAGUGGUAACUGGUAAAUCAAUCGCCGGGAAAUAAUUUUGAUCGAGUUUGAUGCCCAGUGAGAUAUAUAAAUAUUAUACAUUGGAAAUUAUAUGUAUAUGUACCGUUAUCUGUAUCAUCAGUAUACACGUCAAGUCAGAUUCCCUCAAGGCUCCAAGAGUCGUUCAGAAAGUUUUAGCCAUCAAUUAUGGAUACUAAGACUCUUCCAAGUCUGUUGAGCUUAAAAGUAGCUCCUCCGUCAGAGUUGCAGAAUCAAAAUGUCGAUAAUGGAAUUGAAGAGGACGGUGGCUCCGUUAAACUUCCAGCAGCUUUGGAGCAGGCUUUGGCAUUCAAAACGGAGAGAGCCAAGGAAGUAGGCGGCGAUCCUAACGACGUUGUUUCUCUAAAUAAAUCGCCAAGGGACGAUAGCGAGGAUGUAUCCCAGAUAGAAGACGUCAUAACGGAAUUGGAACCAACUGCGGAGAAGGUAGAAGCCAAAUCGAACAAAACGAAGAAGAAGAAAAAGUCAAAGAGGAAGAAGCACAAUGCUGAGAGAGAGAGGAAGGACGCCGAGCAGAAGAAGGAUAGUGCAGAGGACGCUAAGAAUAAGGGGGAUAUGCCAGAGAUCGAAUACAUACAAGAGAUACCGAGCAUACACGACCUAGAACCAAUGUACCGUCAGUUUGCCAGAGUUUUUGAAGCUUUCAAAUUGGUAGAACCAGAACCGAGUGCAAAUGACGCGGCUGACAAGGGUGAACCUAUCGGGCAGUACCCGCCACUGACCAGUAUACAAACUACUGGCACCGGUGUGCCAAGUAAGGUGCCUCUGUUGGAUGAUUUUGACGAUGAGGCGAAUCAGCAACAGCAGCAACAGGGCACUGGUGAGAACGGCGCCCCGCGUCUAUCCAAGCGAAAACUCAAGAGACUCACGCGAUUGAGCGUAGCGGAGUUGAAGCAACUGGUCGGCCGCCCCGACGUUGUCGAGAUGCACGACGUGACCGCGCGAGAUCCAAAGCUGCUUGUGCAGUUGAAGGCACACCGAAACACGGUUCCAGUCCCGAGGCAUUGGUGCUUCAAGCGUAAGUACCUUCAGGGCAAACGAGGUAUCGAGAAGCCACCGUUCGAUCUGCCAGAUUUCAUCAAGCGCACCGGUAUUACGGAGAUGAGAGCGAGCUUGCAGGAACGGGACGACACGCGUACGCUGAAGGCGAAGAUGAGAGAGCGAGCGAGACCCAAACUGGGCAAGAUCGACAUCGACUAUCAGAAACUGCACGAUGCGUUCUUCAAGUGGCAAACGAAGCCGCGUAUGACCAUUCAUGGGGAUCUCUAUUACGAGGGCAAGGAGUUUGAAACGCGGCUUAAGGAAAAGAAGCCCGGAGAGUUGUCGGACGAGCUGCGUACGGCUCUGGGUAUGCCAGUGGGUCCAAAUUGUCAGAAAGUACCGCCGCCGUGGCUCAUAGCCAUGCAACGUUACGGUCCACCUCCGAGUUAUCCGAAUCUAAAAAUACCAGGCUUGAACGCACCUAUUCCAGAAGGUUGUGCGUUCGGUUAUCACGCAGGUGGAUGGGGCAAGCCGCCCGUCGACGAAACAGGUAGACCUUUGUACGGCGAUGUCUUUGGUAUGUCUCGUACAUCCGGUGCAGACGCCAUGGACGAGGAGAUAGAUCGGGGAAUGUGGGGCGAACCCGAGUCGGAGUCGUCUGGCGACGAGGAUGAGGACGAAGACGCGGAAGAGGGCGGCGAAGGCGGUGAGGGUGAAGGAAAAGACGGGGACGGUGACGCGAGCGGGUUGGUCACGCCUGGUGCGGAAGGCCUGAUAACACCGAGCGGUAUCACGUCGAUACCGACUGGCCUCGAGACUCCGGAGACCAUCGAAUUGAGGAAAAAGAAAAUCGAAAGCGAGAUGGAGGGCGGUGACACACCGGCGCUGUACACAGUACUGCAGGAACGCCGCACGGAGGGCCUGGGGGCCAGCAUGAUGGGCAGCACGCACGUGUACGAUAUGACGGGUGCGGCGGGCGGGCAAGCACCACCAUCCGUGAUCGCUGCACGUCGUGGCGGAAUCAGCAGUAGCGCGAGCGAUGCUAGAUCAGAGAAGGACGGAGCGGUAGAAUUGACGCUGGAUCCUAGUGAGCUUGAUCUAGACUCGGAAGCGAUGGCGUCGAGGUACGAGGAGACAAUGAGAUCGAGACAAGCGCAUCUCAGGAGGGAAGAUCUAUCAGAUAUGCUGCAAGAUCACGUACAACGGCAAAAGAGCAAACGUAAACGUCAGCAAAUCCAGGACACAAAGACAUCUAAGAAAUAUAAAGAAUUUAAAUUUUAAAUUGCUGUGUCAUUUCUCCAAUUAUAUGUAUUAUACUAUAGUAAGUAAAUUGUUUGAGAUAGCACAUAUAAAAUUAAAUUUAUAAUAUAAACACUCCUUUAACGAUACUGUGAAACAAUUACAUUGUUUGAUAGUGAUACCAUUUUUAUAUUAUUAUAUUUUCACGUUUCACGCUAUUUGAAUGAUCGAUGUAUUGUACGAUGAUGUUAUAAGUAACUGAAUAUUUUGCAAUAUCUAAUAAAUACAAUUAUCUAUUUUUAUGUAACACAAGCAGAUCAUACAAAUACUGUAUAAAGAAUGUAGAUCUCUCUUUGAUCGAAUAUAUGUCAGCACAUACG
Molecule: messenger RNA, 2707 nt
Organism: Ooceraea biroi (clonal raider ant)
Lineage: Eukaryota; Metazoa; Arthropoda; Insecta; Hymenoptera; Formicidae
Gene: Sf3b2
Product: splicing factor 3B subunit 2
Cellular component (GO): nucleus; U12-type spliceosomal complex
Source: RefSeq, a predicted model, not a curated record